AGAGACGAUGGCAGCAGAGCAUGAGACACCCGUAUCUUUGUAUUUCAAAAUGACUUCUGCGGUCCUUUUGAGAAAUGAACUGAAAAUAGAAUAUGGGAAAGAUUACGAAGAAACGAAAAAUCGUCUGUUUGCGAUUCUAGGAUGGCUGGGCCGGGCGAACCUCGGAAAUCCGUUUGUGGCAUCGUGUGAUCUCGCCUCGUAUCUCAAGUUCUCCGUUUCAAAAUAUGUGAUACAUUAUGGUCCGAGCAUUUUCAUCAACUACAGCCGCUUUCCAUACAAAGCGGACACUGUCAAUGAAUGGUUUAAUCUUCCUCCUGAAGACGAUUGGCCAGAGCGAGGUGAGGCAGUAAAAAUAAUAAAUGUUGAUAAAUGUGGACUCGCGCGGAAGUGUUACAGGACACAAAAUCAAGUCGAAAAUGCUUUUCCAGAUUCGCUAGAAGAUGACGAAUUCGAAGUUUUCUUCCACGGUACAUCUCACGAAAGCGCUGAAGAUAUAAUUGAAGGUGGGAUUGACUUGGGGAAAGGUGCAAGAAAGCGAGACUUCAGCGAUGGAGAUGGUUUUUAUCUGAACAAAAAUUUUGAUGAUGCUUUGAGGUGGGCUGAACAUAGAAGCAAGAGUUCUGCAGUGCUCGUAUUUCGACUAAAGAAGACUGAAUUAAGAGGCGAUGAUAACGAGAAAGGCUAUGAUCUUCGAGAGCCAGAUAUGAAGAAAGAAUGGCAAAAAGUGAUUAAGACCUUUAGGAAUGGAACGUUAAAUUCAAAGUACCGCAAAGAAAUGAAUCACUUGUACCAGUUUAUCGAGGGACCGAUGGCUUCGAUCUCAGAAAAGAAUUCAUCGAGUGUUUCGCAUCCCCGUCAGAAAGAUGAUUCUUAUCAGCUGUGCGUUCGAACGCAAAACUGCGUCGAACUCUUUGACCGUGGCCUUCAUUCUGUAGUCUUUUCCGAAAAGUAGAUAUACAUUGUUGAGUACUCACUCUAAGUGAACCAAACAAUGAAUGAUUCUUGAAAUGUCGAAACUUGAAACAGCUAGGGUGUUACGAACUUUUACUCAUGGAAUUUUUAUUCUGUAUUCAUGUGCCAAUUAAACUAAAUUUUUUAAUAGCAAUGGUGUCCAUAAUAGUUUCUUCCUAUAACCUGAUAUUAGAUUUAUCAUUUAUCCUCGGCGAACCAUUAGCAGGUAAUCGCGGGGAAAGAAAAUGGCGGUUGGAGCCGUUAAGGGCGAACACUCACCGCUCGGUUUGGUCCGCUUUUAGGUCUAGGCAUGCAGGCAUGCAUAUCAUGAAGAUCAACAUAUUGUAACAGUUUGGUUUCUGUCGAAGGCCCCAAAUUGUAUCGCGUAGCUGUUGGCUGAAUUCAGCGAGGAAAACGAACUUAAAUCUUCAAGAGAAACAUUCCCACCAUAACAAGCUUUUGUGCCAUAUUGUUAAACGCUGUGACAUGUGGCAAUAGGGACCAGUUUAUAAUAGACGAGUUUUGCUCGAAACAUAGGGAUCCGCAAACGGGCAAUGAUUUUCGUUGAAAAAGCAGACAGUUUAUCAAUUGGAUGUUCAGUAGGGAAGAACGAAUGGACCUUAAGUUUUGACUGAUUUUCUUCAUCAUGCAUCAGUCCGUGAGAGACACAUGAAAAUUUCGGGGAUUAAUAAAAGACCAACGGCUAGUGCGGCAAUACUUCAUGGUGCCAAUUUCAAGAGAGAUCGUAGUCGUGUAAACUCAAAUAUUUUAU
This is a messenger RNA of Pocillopora meandrina, 1723 nucleotides long. NCBI's taxonomy places the organism in Eukaryota, Metazoa, Cnidaria, Anthozoa, Scleractinia, Pocilloporidae. The record is from the annotation of a GenBank genome assembly.